This is a messenger RNA of Penicillium cataractarum, 1074 nucleotides long. Its product is annotated as NAD(P)-dependent alcohol dehydrogenase. NCBI's taxonomy places the organism in Eukaryota, Fungi, Ascomycota, Eurotiomycetes, Eurotiales, Aspergillaceae. Gene Ontology annotation, molecular function: L-iditol 2-dehydrogenase (NAD+) activity; zinc ion binding. The transcript is spliced from 7 exons. The record is from RefSeq and is a predicted model, not a curated record. The coding region runs from base 1 to 1074 and encodes 357 amino acids. Gene Ontology annotation, biological process: D-sorbitol catabolic process.
AUGGGUGAAAUGAACCGUUCAUUUGUGCUGCGUGCCGUCAAGGACGUAGCUAUCGAGGAUCGCGCUGCUCCCAGGCUCAAGGAUCCUUGGGAUGUGAUUGUUCAAGUAGCGCAGACUGGUAUCUGUGGCAGCGAUGUCCACUAUUGGCAAAAGGGCCGCAUAGGAGAUUUCAUCCUAAACUCCCCCAUCGUCCUCGGCCACGAAAGCUCCGGCACCGUCACCGAAGUAGGCUCGGCCGUGAAAAACCUCAAACCAGGCGACCGAGUCGCCAUCGAACCAGGUAUCCCAUGCAGACACGGCUCCUACAAUCUCUGCCCGGACACCGUCUUCGCAGCGACGCCCCCUCACGAUGGCACGCUCUCCAAAUUCUACCUCACCCAGGCAGACUAUUGCUACCCACUCCCAGCGCAUAUGAACCUUGAAGAAGGCGCGCUCGUGGAACCCGUCGCCGUCGCGGUCCAAAUCACCAAAGUAGGCGAAGUAAAGCCCAACCAGACCAUUGUCGUGUUUGGCUGCGGACCUAUCGGAUUACUCUGUCAAGCUGUUAGCAAAGCGUACGCAGCGAAGAAGGUGAUUGGAGUGGAUAUUAGUCGAUCACGAGCAGAGUUUGCCCGGACUUUUGGCGCGGAUGAUGUCUUCGUGCCCCCUGCCAAGCCUGAAGGUGUGGAUGAUAGUGUCUGGAGUGAAGAGGUGGCUAAGAUCAUGAAGGAAACGUUUGAUCUGGGCGAGGGUCCGGAUGUGGUUCUUGAAGCUACGGGGGCUCAGGCUUGUAUACAGACUGGUAUACAUUUGGUGCGGAAGGGUGGAACUUAUGUACAGGCCGGCAUGGGUCGUGAAAAUGUUGAUUUUCCAAUUACGACUGUUUGUAUCAGGGAUAUCCAUGUCAGGGGGUCCAUCCGAUACACGGCAGGCUGUUACCCGACUGCGGUUGAUUUGAUUGCGAGUGGCAAGAUCGAUGUCAAGCGGUUGAUCACCAAUCGGUUCAAGUUUGAGGAAGCUGAAGAGGCCUUUGAGUUGGUUCGGCAAGGGAAGGAGAGUGUUAUUAAGGUUAUCAUUGAAGGUGUUUUAUCAUGA